AGGAAAAACAAGUUGGGUAUGCAUAGAUUUCAAUGUUCAAAUAUGGUAACUGUUGUGAAAAUUAGUUUCACAACUAACUAACAAACCACAACUGUGAUACUGGUACAUAUUAUACAUAUAGAACCCAAAAACUGUCUGGUAGACCAACCAGUCAAAAAUACUCCAUAAUCUCAUACCCAUCCAUGCUACUCCUUAUAAUUUCAUAUCUCUUUUCUCUUUUCUUAACCAACAAACCUUCUUCCAUAAUCUCAACUACAAGCCACACCUGCAAGUCUACACAUAUAUAUAUACUCCUUCGUUGAAAGUUCAGCUUACCACAUGUUCUUUCUUUAAUUUUGCUGUUUCUCGCUUUUUUACUACUUUUGAAAGUUAUGAUUCUUUCUCAGAGAACUGAAUGAGCCAAGAAGAAUGACUGCUCCAACUCCGGAAAACGGUUGUAAUAAGCUUCAAAACAUGUUGCAGGCUGCAGUGCAAUCGGUUCAAUGGACUUAUAGCCUCUUCUGGCAAAUUUGCCCACAACAAUUGAUACUGGUUUGGGGCGAUGGAUAUUACAACGGAGCAAUUAAGACACGAAAGACAGUGCAACCAAUGGAGGUUAGUGCAGAAGAAGCUUCUCUACAAAGAAGCCAGCAACUAAGAGAGCUGUAUGAAUCGUUAUCGGCCGGAGAGACAAAUCCGCCAACGCGUCGACCGUGUGCUUCUUUGUCGCCUGAAGACUUAACAGAAUCUGAAUGGUUUUAUUUGAUGUGUGUCUCUUUCUCAUUUCCUCCUGGUGUCGGGUUGCCAGGAAAGGCAUAUGCUAGGAGGCAACAUGUAUGGCUCACGGGUGCAAAUGAGGUGGAUAGCAAAACAUUUUCAAGAGCUAUUUUAGCCAAGAGUGCUAAUAUACAGACUGUGGUAUGCAUUCCUGUGUUGGAUGGUGUCGUUGAGAUUGGCACAACUGAUAAGGUUCAAGAAGAUCUUAAUUUCAUCAAACACGUGAGGAGUUUCUUCAUAGACCACCACUCUUUGCCACCAAAGCCAGCACUCUCUGAACACUCAACCUCCAAUCCGACUUACUCAACCGAUCACAUUCCUGCCAUUAUGUACACAGUGGCAGACCCAGCCUCCACGACAAUUCCCAAUCAAGACGAUAUGGAUGAAGAUGAGGAAGAGGAUGACGAAGAUGACGAAGUUGAAUCUGGAUCUGAAGAUGAAACCAACCAAGGUCAUAACCAACACGCAACCUCUAUAAUAGAGGCUGCGGAACCGAGUGAACUCAUGCAAAUUGAAAUGCCCGAUGAUAUUCGGAUCGGGUCACCCAACGAUGGGUCGAAUAAUUUGGACUCGGAUUUUCAUUUGUUGGCCGUUAGUAAUCAAGGAAACCCAUCAAGACAAAUUGACUCAUAUACAACCGAGAGAUGGGGUCCAAUCGAAGAACCUCUCGAUGAUUCACUACAAGUUCAAUUAUCAUCUUCAGUACUUCAUCAUCCAUUAGAAGACUUAACACAAGAAGACACACACUACUCUCAAACAGUAACCACCAUUCUCCAAAACCAAUGGAUCGAUUCACCUUCCAUCAACUACAUCAACUACUCCACCCAAUCAUCUUUCACCACCUGGACCAACCACCACUUCCACCCGCCGCCGCCGCCGGACCCUGCCACCUCCCAGUGGCUCCUCAAAUACAUCCUCUUCACCGUCCCAUACCUCCACACCAAGAACCACGACGAAACCUCUCCACAAACACGCGACACCGCCGGAGUCAACAGCAACGAUCCAUCCGCCAGGCUACGCGGCAAGGGAACUCCCCAAGACGAACUCAGCGCGAACCAUGUCCUCGCUGAGCGACGGAGGAGAGAGAAACUCAACGAGAGGUUCAUAAUUCUAAGAUCAUUGGUUCCUUUUGUUACGAAGAUGGAUAAAGCUUCUAUCUUAGGCGACACGAUCGAGUAUUUGAAACAGCUUCGGAGAAAGAUUCAAGAUCUCGAGACACGUAACCGUCAGAUGGAGUCCGAGAAAAGUGGAGUAACCGUUUUGGUGGGUCCCACUGAGAAGAAAAAAGUGAGGAUUGUGGAAGGGAAUGGCACUGGUGGGGGCGUUAGAGCGAAAGCAGUUGAGGUUGUUGCGUCGGUUCAGGUUUCGAUUAUAGAGAGUGAUGCUUUGUUGGAGAUUGAAUGUUUACAAAGAGAAGGGUUGUUGUUGGAUGUUAUGAUGAUGUUGAGAGAGUUGAGAAUUGAGGUUAUUGGAGUUCAAUCUUCGCUCAACAAUGGCGUUUUCGUCGCGGAAUUGAGGGCUAAGGUUAAGGAAAAUGGUAAUGGGAAGAAAGUUAGUAUUGUGGAAGUUAAGAGAGCGCUUAACCAAAUUAUACCUCAUAAUAAUAUUUAGUGUAUGUUUGAAUUCACAGCGAGUUUGGCAAAAUCACAAAAUCACAAUGAUUGUUGUGAUUCUGUCAAACUCGCUGUUAAUCCAAACAUAGUCUAAUCAAUGAUACAUCAUUUGUAUACAUUGACUUAUAAUAUGUACAUAAAACUCUCGACUCGAGUCUGAUGAUAUGAAGUGAAGUGAAGUCUAAUGAUAAACAACAUCUGCGGAUUUGGAUUCUCCCCCGCUGCUGCAGUGGUUAGAAUGAUGAUGAAUUACAAGAAACUAGGAAUCUGUAAUGUUUUUAGAAUCUAAUGAAUUAAACUAGGUAGUUUUAUUGAAUACUGCAUAACGAAUGAUGUACAAGAAUGAAUGGAAAUUGGUUGUUCUCUUA
Messenger RNA from Lathyrus oleraceus (garden pea), 2737 nucleotides. Its product is annotated as truncated basic helix-loop-helix protein A. Lineage: Eukaryota; Viridiplantae; Streptophyta; Magnoliopsida; Fabales; Fabaceae. The record is from RefSeq and is a predicted model, not a curated record. Gene Ontology annotation, molecular function: protein dimerization activity. The coding region runs from base 409 to 2367 and encodes 652 amino acids. The transcript is spliced from 7 exons.